UGCGCACUGUGCCUAAUCGUGACAAUCGUAACAACCUUGGCUGCAUUGGAGUUUGGGAGCGUUCUCGCUGUCGUUGUUGCCGUAGACCGCUUUUCUGUUUGCGAGGAAAUAGUUGCUUGUUCCCGUAUUCGUGGUUCAGCAUAGACGUCAAAUUGUGUGGGUAAGGGAAAUCCUGGACUAUGCAGGGAAGAUUUAGGGGAAUUGAAUUCCCUACCUCCGGCCUACCUCCCGCCCAGACGAACAAACUCCAAACUGGAAUGGUGCCUACGUUCGCUACGUUAUGUGACAUUACGUUUAUUGUGGUGCGCAAUUAACACAAAGUGAGUGACCCCUCCGCCUAGUAUAUGUGUUACGCAUCAGCUAAGCAUCGUGUGAUCCUCGGAACGUCGUAUUUCGUAGAACGCAACAGGGUCGCCACAACCAGUCCGCUUUCAAGAGAGGGCGCCGCUAAGCCUAAACGAGGUUUGGCUGCAGCGCUUAGUAAACUGCCUUUGAUUCCGGAUGGAUGGCCGUGUAGAAUUGAUCGAAAUAUGCGCCGGUUUGGUCUAAUCAUCAGUGGUGAACACUGUACUGUCUUUAGAGGUCCCCGUACUUUGCCGCAGCUCGAAAAGUGAAGGUUGGUCUUCAACAUGGUGGGCACCGACGUGCAGCCACCCAAGAGAAUCCAGCUGCGGAAAGAAGAGUUGGAGCUUUUGUCAAAGGAAGAGCUGAUAGAAAAGUGGCUGCAACAAGACACUUACUUAGACCAUCUAGAAAGCAGCGCUGGCAAGAACUCUGCCGAAAACUUGGAGCUGGUCAGCCUGCGAGAGUCCGAAGAGAAGCUGAAGCAACAGCAGCUCGAAGCGUCACGCCGCGAGAAUGUGCUCGUCAUGCGACUCACCACAAAGGAGCAAGAGAUGCAAGAGUAUGCGCACCAGAUACAGGAGCUGAAGGGCAUAACCGGACCUGGCGGCUCGGGGUCAACACAGCAGCUGCGAGCCGCCCUGCUGGACCCUGCGGUCAACCUGCUCUUCGACCGGAUGAAGAGAGAAGUUGAGGCGACACGUGCCCGCCUCCAGGAGACCCAGAAUGAACUGAGCGCUUGGAAGUUCACCCCUGACAGCAACACUGGCAAGCGGUUGAUGGCGAAAUGUCGGCUGCUGUACCAAGAGAAUGAAGAGCUGGGUAAGAUGAUCUCAUCAGGGCGCAUGGCUAAGCUUGAGGGAGACUUGGCCCUGCAACGAAGCUUCAGUGAGGAAAUGAAGAAGAGUCAAACUGAACAAGACGAAUUUCUUCUGGAGCUGGAUGAAGAAGUGGAAGGUAUGCAGAGCACAAUCUACUUCCUGCAGCAGCAAGUACGCGAGGCCAAGGAACAGGUGGCCAAGCUCCAGGCUGCAGCUGCUGCUUCAGAGAAGCGACCUCUUGCCAAUGGGGAGUCUGUCAAGACCUCCCCAAAUCCACCGUCAGAGUCUCCGGCUGCCACAAAUGACAAGGAGGACUCCAUUCAAAAUGGACAUGUUGGUGAUGAAGAAGUUGAUGACCAAAGCAAAGCAAGACCUGAUGCCAGGACAGCAGAGGGCAGUGAGGGGGGGCCAAAGGUGGUGGUUAAGAAGGUACCUGCCAAAGGGGGCCGUGCAGCACCACGCAGGGCAGCUGCACCACGGACAAGAAAAAGGGCACGUGAGCAGGGUGGGGAAUCGGGGCCAGAGGCCAAAGUUGCGGCUCUUGAGAUAGACGCGGACACUGAAGUUCAGGUGGCACAGACUCUUGCCUGCUGGUCACUGGUGGGCAAAGAGAGGCAUCAGGAUGGCUCGCCACUGUCGGACUCCUUGGCUGGGGAUGAACAGCAGGAACUGUGAUGGGCAGGCUGUACAGUGGGAUGGGGCAGCCAUGGGAUGUGCCUAGUGUACAUCACUGUCAUGUGCAAAUGUUACUAGAGGCUUUGCAUUUGGUUGCUGUCAAAAGCAGCUUAGCUUCUUUCAUUCUUUUUCUUCCCACCUUAUAAUGAGUUACUUUUGUGAAGCAUCGGAAGUUUCAUGCUCAUUCAAAAGUUCUGUAACAAAAGUGCUGUUUUCUCUUUCUAAAGACAAAAGGUACGAGCUGCCACAGCAUUUUCAUUGCAGUGUUCAAGUUUCAUUCCAGACAGCAUCUGAAUUUGUGCAUACAUUGAUGUCAUAUUUGUCAGUUUUACGUCUUGAAGAGGACAGAUAUGAGCGAUUCACUGAUUACAUGGACCAUUUUUCAUUCUGUCUCUUGCACUGACGCCACCUUGGGCUUGCGUCAUUUUAACCGCCUGCCUCUGCGAAAAAAGACCUCAGUGAGCUACGUGGAGACCACAGCAUGAUGCAUAUGACUUUGGGUAUUCUGUACCCAUGCUGUAAUAUGAAACCCAUAUUUUUGUUGCUGAACUGUUUAUGAACAGUGUCCGGUAACUGAUUUUAUAUUUUGUUUUGAAGACUGGAAGCUGUUUGUGCAACUCAUCUGUUCAUUAGUCAGUUCAAUUAAAAAAAUAAACUGCAUCUAGUGCAGAAGUCACCUUCCCUAAGGUCA
This is a messenger RNA of Ornithodoros turicata, 2529 nucleotides long. RefSeq names its product pre-mRNA-splicing regulator WTAP-like. Gene Ontology annotation, cellular component: nucleus. The record is from RefSeq and is a predicted model, not a curated record. The transcript has 8 exons. Gene Ontology annotation, biological process: regulation of alternative mRNA splicing, via spliceosome. The coding region runs from base 630 to 1838 and encodes 402 amino acids. Lineage: Eukaryota; Metazoa; Arthropoda; Arachnida; Ixodida; Argasidae.